AUGGCCAUGCAGGUGCUUCGUGGCGUGCAACGCUGGGCGCAGGAGCUGCGCUUGGGCGCGCUCGAGCGGCGGAUUCGCCAGGAUCCGACGAAGCUCCGAGAGCGCCUGAGAGCCGCGGCGCUCUACUGCCGCCAGGCAGAGGCUCAGGCGGAGGAGGCGGAGGCGGAGGCGCUGCAGAAGGCCGUGCCUCACUUGGAGGCGGUGCUCGCGGUCGGAAGCUCGGCUGAGAGUUUCAACACGGAGUCGGCGAGUGGAAUGCCCGCGGAAGCGGAGGUGUGCCGCCGACUGGAUCAGCUGCUGCUCUCCGCGUGCGAGGCGAUUCUACCGCCGGAGCAGGCGGCCGUGGUCCUGGAGCCCGGCGAAGGAGAGGGUGCAGCGCUUCGCGGCGGGGGCCUUCGGCGGCUUCCGCUGCCGCGCGGCCCGGACCGCCUUCCACAGGCUUCGCCGGGGAGCUGCUGGCAGUAUCAGCUACGAGAUCCCUUGCCCCGCGUUAGGCGGGCUGCCGAAGAGGUGGACGUUCGAGGACGCGUCCGCCCUUGCCAGGGACCAAGGCUCCAAAGGGAGCUGGAGGCAGAGGUUCUUCUGGAGCACUUGCCGGAGACGGCCUCGGCCCUCUUGGCCCAUGCUCGGGUCAACGGAGCCGGUGAGAUGCUGUUCUUGACAAAGGAGCAGAUGGCCUGGCAGCAAGCGCAAGGACAGCUCCUAUGUCCUGAUUGCGGCGAGUUCUUCGUGGGCGAGCGGGGUCUCCAGGACCACCAGCGCAGCAAGCACAGCAAGGCCGUGACGGAGGCUUUGGAUGUGGUCCAUUGGAGCAGGCUGCAACUUGUUCCGCUGCGAACACCUGUGGCGUCACCACCAAAGACCCCCAGCAAAGGAGGCGGCCCUCGAGUCCCUUUGGACGAAGGCCUGCGUCUCGCGGCGGCCGGGGACGUCGAGGCUUUGAAGGCGCUGCUCCGCGGCUCUGGGCCCCGGGCCUGGGACCUGGAGACGCGGGACCCGCACGGCUCCAACGCGCUGCUCUGGGCAGCAGGUGGGGGCCACUUGGAGACUUGCCAGCUUCUGGUGGCUGAGGGCCUGGAUCCUAUGUCUCAGCAGAAGGAUCACCGCACGGCGCUGCACUGGGCUGCACGCAACGGCCACCUGAGUGUGUGUCGCUGGCUGGUCGAGGUUUGUGGACUCCAGCCUGACGACCCGACGCGGGAUGGGACGGUGCCGCUGCAUUGGGCUGUUUGGCAGGAGCACGAGGAGGUGUGCUCUUGGCUCCUCGAGGCACGGGCCAAUCUACACGCCAAGAACAAGUAUGGCUGCAACGCAUCGCAGUGGGCGGCCCUCGCAGGAUCUGUGAAGAUGUGCCGCUGGUUGCAGCGCGAAGGCUUGGAUCUGAAGGUGCUGAACCUGAACGGCCACUCCGCCCUGCACAAAGCGGCGGUGAAAGGCGGUUUCGAUUGCUGCCGCUGGCUCUUGCGAGCUACUGAGGGCGGCGAAGGCGGGGGGGGAGGGUUGGGUCCGGAGCAGCUGCGCUGUGACCGGGAUGGGCACCGGCCCAGCACCAUGGCUCGAUGCGGUGGUUUCGAAGAGCUGUCGCGGUGGCUGCAAAGCCUUGAGAGUGAAGUCGACAAAAAGAGAUCGGAUCUUUUGGUGAAGGCCUCGGAGGAUGCGGAGUUUUUGCACCACGUGUUGACCAGCGCCGUAGGGCCAAGGCUCUUCUACCAGCUGCCCAAGCUCACCGCCAGGUACAUGCGGAAGAUCGCUUUGUCUCCCGGCUGCCUCGAGGAGUUCCAGAGCCGCAGCGAAUUCGAGGAGCGAGCGACGCCUUACCACUUCGCCAACGCGUUGAUGAUCCUCAAGGCUGCCGGCGAGACACAGGCUGCCUCUGAGCUUUUCGAGGAAGCGCGAGAAGUCACCUGCCAAGGGCAGCGCCCUAUCACCUGGGACAGCCUUCAGCAAACACCGGCAGUUCACAUCAGCGGCUUGACGCAUCGGCCCUUCUGGGAUCCCAAGCAGCUGCCUCUCGCAGAGAUGCUCAAGGAUCAUUUCCCCACCAUCCAGCAGGCGCUGAGCUGCUGCAAGGGGGAAGAGUUGCUGGCGUACCUGCGGACGCAGAAAUCGCAAAAGCACAAAGUGUUUGGUCUCCAGGCUCCUGCCUAUCCGAAUCUGCUUGAGAAGUCAGGAGUUUGGGACAUGUUGCAGCUCUAUGUGGGCCGGCGAUGGAACCAGGAUGCUUGUGCGCUGAUGCCGUCCACCGCAGCACUGCUACAGCGGCACCUGCCAAGCACAGAUGUGCCAUACAUACACUACAACUCGGAGGAAGUAGUCGUCUUCCUCCUGUCUCCAGGGAGCCGCGUGCGCUUGCACAACGGUGGCAGCAACGUGCCCGUGAACCUCUCGCUCGGUCUUGUGGGCUGCAGCGGUUCCUUCUGCGAGGUGGCAGGCGAGGUGAAGGCGUUCGAGGACGGCGAGGUGCUUGCCUUCGAUGACGGCUCCGACCACCGGGUCUGGCACGAGGGGAAGGAGGAGCGCUGGGUGCUGACGCUGCGGCAGCUGCACCCCGAGCUCCAAGCGGACCCCCAACGUUACUUCUGCAGGGCCUUCACGUGGCGAACCUGCUUCGAGGCCACGCCAAACCACAGCUCAGAAGUCUCAGAGCCGAGCAGAGCCGAGCGCCCGAGCUUUGCUUUGCUUUGCGCGAGCCUUGCGCGCGAGGCCUGGGACGAAGGACGCGCCCGAGCGCUGGGCUGCGCUGCGGAGAAAAAAUAUGGAGAGUUCCCCGUUAUACGUGCUCCACGGCUCCACGCUCCCCCUCGCUUAUAA
Symbiodinium sp. CCMP2592 is the source of this 2811-nucleotide messenger RNA. Lineage: Eukaryota; Dinophyceae; Suessiales; Symbiodiniaceae. The record is from the annotation of a GenBank genome assembly.